Messenger RNA from Saprolegnia diclina VS20, 1400 nucleotides. RefSeq lists its product as hypothetical. Lineage: Eukaryota; Oomycota; Saprolegniomycetes; Saprolegniales; Saprolegniaceae. Bases 11 to 1369 code for a protein of 452 amino acids. The record is from RefSeq and is a predicted model, not a curated record. The transcript has a single exon.
GGAAACAGCAAUGUCGACUGGCAGAAAGGCCAGGAUGGCCUCGAUCGCGGUUGUGCUCGGCGACGACUUCGUCUCGGCGCACCUCAUGGACUUCGUCUUCGCGAGAGAUCUCGAGGCGCUUGGCCUCACGUGCACGUACCUCCAGCGCAGGGUCUCGGCUGUCCUCCGCGUUCGCGUCCGGCGGCAGUACCCACAUGUGUUUGACCGGCAGCCCAUCUUUCGCCUUCGCCCGCCGACCGCGCACUCUGCCAUCCACCGCCCGAAGCGGCGGGUGCGCCAUCGCCACCAAAGGCGCCUAUACUCGUUCUUCCAGCACUCGCAGAACCCUAUCUUCCAUGGACUGCUUGGCCGGCUCAGUGGCACAGGCCAUCUCUUCAACGCGGACCGCGGCGGAUGGGUCUUCAACCCCGAGACCGAGACGUUUGAAAUCGACUGGGUCGACUCGACGUCCAGCCUUGGCGAUGCCUACGAUAGCGACGACUCGGUCGACGCGUCUCGGCGGUAUACCACCUUGGACGACAACGACAGGUCCCGCGACAGCGACGAUGCAGAGGCGCUCGAUAGCGACGGGCCAUCCAGUAUGACCUCCCAGCGACUUGCCGAGCAUGCAGAAGCGUCUGUCGGCAGCAACUGGCAGCCGCUCGCCGACGCAUUGGCCGUGCACGCGCUCUUUCAGCAGCUCUGCGCCGACUUAGAAGCCACCUUCGACGACGAAUCGCUCGUGGUGCAAGGUGCGUUUCCGAUUUUGCUGCACGCGCCAUCACUACUGCACGCGCCAUGGUCAGCGACCGACCUGCAUCGUCUGCUAUUGCCGUACCGUCCGCUGUCACCGGCGUCCUCGAGUCCCUUUGGCCUGGCGCUGCACCCGACCGACUGCAUCUUUAGCGACUGCGCGUGCAUCGAUUGGGACCUCAUUACGAACGACGAGGGAUGCCAUGCUUGCGCGCAGCAAGACAAUGACGUGUGGCCGCCACGCGAAGUCAUGUACCGCUGGCUGCUGCCCGACGAAGAGCCGCUCGACACUGCGAGCGGUGGCCCAACCUGGCGCCUUGGGAUUGCGUGCGCCGGGCUCUUUGGCGACGACGAGCACUGGGAGUCGUACGAACCGAUCGGGAACGGCGACUUUGUGUGCAACUACUGCGUCGACGAAGGCCUCGUGCGCGACCCACGCGCGUACAACAUGUGCCGCCAGUUUGUGCAGCCGCUCAAAGCUGCCAUGCGCAUGCACCUGAACGACGUCCGCAUGGAAACGUACAUUGACAACUCGAGCGUGCAUGUGUUUGGCGGCGUACAUCCGAGUGGGUACUUUGUCGGCGUCGUCUGCUUCGAAGUCGACCGCGAACUCCUCGGCCGCGUUGGCAUCUACUAACCUUUAAAAAGACAAUUUUGGCGAUUUGCGG